AUCUCAACAUACAUACAGACGUAUGUGAAAUAUCUCUGAUCAAAUCAACAUACCAUGGCAGAUCCUUUCACAAUAAUAGGUGUUGUCUCGAGCAUCAUCACAUUCCUUGAUGUUGGUUAUAAAACAAUAAGGUUAAUUCGCGACUCUGGCAACGGUACAUUACCAGAAGUUGAGACAUUCGAGCUUAUCUUAAAAGAGAUCCAAAUGCGAUGCGCUGAUAUCAAACAGAACGGAUCUGGAGCUACAACUACGUCAAAAUAUGAAGCAAUAAUUAUUGCCGAAGCUAAAAAAUGCGAGCAACUGGCUACUAAGCUGUCCAAAAUUCUCGACACGCUUAACAAGAAACGGAAUACGCUGUUGGAGGGCGGCCGGAUUGCUGUCCAUUAUAUCUUGAAGAAACAUAAAAUAGAAGAUCUGAAUGCUGAUCUGAAAGUUAUCUACGACAGAAUGAUGAAAAAUGUGGGAUUGGUUUUACAACAGGAUUGCAAUUCUUCAAUCAUGUCUGAGCUCAAGUCUCUUAAAGAGUCCCAAAAUGAACUUAAGAUCUCCAGCGACAAUGAUUUAGAUAAUAUAUUGACAGAGAUUCUGGGAUACACAGUCGAAACAGACGCCGAAUCCACAGAAGUCGAGCGGAAUCAUUUGAGAACAUGUCUCAGUUCACUUCGAGAAACAGCCAACAAGGAACGACAACAGUUCAAAAUCAUUAAGAGCCUGUAUUUUCCAGAAUUUCAUCGUCGAUGGGGCCAAAUUCGGGAUGCUGAGCGGCGUACGAAUACCUGGCUGUUUAACGAGAGUGAAACGAAUUUUGUGAACUGGCUAGAAUCUGGGAAUGGCAUUUAUUGGAUUCAAGGCAUGGCUGGUUCGGGCAAAUCGACUCUGAUGAAAUUUGCAGCUGAACAUCCGAAAACACAAAGAGCUUUGAAGCACUGGGCUCUGUCUGCAGAGAUCUAUCAUCCCAGGUUUUAUUUUUGGAAUCAAGGUUUUGAAAUGCAAAAAUCUCAGAACGGCCUCCUCCAAUCCAUUCUCUACCAGAUUCUCAGAAUAACUCCAAGUAUCGCGACCCAGAUCUGCCCGAGCCGUCUCAGCUAUGAAGGGUGGCAAAUCAACGAACUCAAGGCCACCCUCAAGCUAGUGCUGGAACAAAAGAAUCUUCGAGCAAAAUUCUGCUUCUUCAUCGAUGGCCUUGACGAAUACAACGGCGAUGAGGAAGACCUUGUCCAAAUUCUGGAGUUCUUUGUCAGCAAUCCUAAUGUGAAGAUAUGUGUUUCCAGUCGACCAAGAAUAGUUCUAGAUGAGAGCUUUCAACAACGCCGACAUACUUUGAUCAUACAGAACUUUACAGCAAAAGAUAUGAAGACGUAUGUUACACAGAAACUAGAACCAAAUGCAAAGUUCAAAAAGUUGCAAACAUCUAGCCCUUUUGCCUGCAGCGAAAUUAUCACACAAAUUGCAAGCCAGGCCAAAGGAGUGUGGCUCUGGGUCUUUCUUAUUACUCGCGAUUUAAUUAUCGAGGUUAAUAGAAAUGAAGGUAUCCCUACCUUACAAAAGGUCCUCCAUGACUUUCCCGAAGAUCUGGAAUCGUAUUUCAGACGCAUUAUCGAAAAGAUAAGGCCAAAUCAUAAAGAGGAGAUGGCACAAAUCUUUCUUCUUACGAUUGAAGAAGUCCAACCUUUACCUCUAUUUGUUUUCUCGCUGCUUGACAACGAAAAAAGUGAUAUGGAUUACGCAAUUAAGGCUCAGAUAUCUCCGCUAUCUCUGAACGCUGUUCAAAUGGUUGACAAGGAUUGGAAGGCAAGAAUCCAGAAUCGAUGUGGGGAUCUUGUGAUAGUUGGAUAUGAAGAUCAUCCAGUCUUUUUAAGUCACCCUGUGGACUACCUUCAUCGUACUGUUGGCGACUUUCUUCGAGAUUGUUAUCACGAGGAACUUACGAAAUUGGCUCCUGACUUCAAUCCACUUGUUUCAUUAAGCAAAAUGAUGCUCUUUUUGCUGAAAGGAUUGCCCGAGAUUAGGGUUCAAGAGCAGGAAUCGAUCACAAGAAUGAUUGGGAUUGUUGAUGAGCUACUGUACUAUGCUCAUGAGUCCGAAAAACGAGAUCAACAAGCCAAGUCUAUCUUGGUUGAUGUGCUCGAUGAGCUUGACAGAGUAAACUGUCAUCAUGUUCGCUCCAUUAGCAAUCACUGGACUCACAUCAGAGACUCUCCUACUAGUCGAGGCUUUGAUGAAUAUCGAGAGGGAGGAAAUUGUAAUUUCCUAGCACUGGCUGUCCAAGCACGUUUAGUGAAAUAUGUUCGUGGAAAACUACAGGAUAACCCUAAGCAUUUGAACAAAGGGGGUAGGCCUCUGUUGGACUACGCACUACGACCAAGACGAGUCACACCUCUUGCGAUGCCUUAUCAUUCCCAAAGAGACGAUUCAAUUGUGGAUCAAGAUAUGGUGCGGUUGCUAUUAGAGCAUGGGGCCAAUCCGAAUCAAAGGGUCUAUCUCAACAAUGGGUGGACAGUCUGGGAAUUAUUUCUCGUGUCAUGCUAUGAGACAACACAGAGAAGUAAGCCGUCUUCGUCGAUUAAGGACGCUUGUUAUCGGGCAAGUGAGAUAUUAAUCUCCUACGGCGCAAGUCCUACGCAUUCUUUUAACAUUGGACCCGAGUCUUUAAGCGUCCCAUUAGUUCUGGAACGUGUAUUUGGAAGAACUAAGGCCGUCAACCUUCAAAAGCUUCCUCAAGAACGUCGCCAGCUUUCACAUACAAAGGGUUGGCUCUCAUGGAUACCUAUCAUUGGGUCAUUUUCGAGGUAAUCCCAGAGGCAAAUUUGGACAAGAGGAUUCGCGUAUCAGGCGUUAUGCUGUAGUAGACGAAUUGAAAUGGUUUCAAUAAGUCUCAACUUUCACUCAAUUACUUAAAUGUUCUUAACUUCAUAGCAUGUUGAUAAUACCAUUAGCUAAUCCACAAACUAGUCAAUUACGAC
This is a messenger RNA of Trichoderma harzianum CBS 226.95, 2963 nucleotides long. RefSeq lists its product as hypothetical. The transcript has 3 exons. The coding region runs from base 55 to 2793 and encodes 912 amino acids. The record is from RefSeq and is a predicted model, not a curated record. Lineage: Eukaryota; Fungi; Ascomycota; Sordariomycetes; Hypocreales; Hypocreaceae.